Fukomys damarensis (Damara mole-rat) is the source of this 2969-nucleotide messenger RNA. It is a transcript of the gene Slc7a3, whose product is annotated as solute carrier family 7 member 3. Gene Ontology annotation, molecular function: amino acid transmembrane transporter activity. The coding region runs from base 897 to 2780 and encodes 627 amino acids. The transcript is spliced from 13 exons. Lineage: Eukaryota; Metazoa; Chordata; Mammalia; Rodentia; Bathyergidae. Gene Ontology annotation, cellular component: plasma membrane. The record is from RefSeq and is a predicted model, not a curated record. Gene Ontology annotation, biological process: transmembrane transport; amino acid transport.
UCAGUAUUAAAAAUAUCUACAGUUGAGGGCGAGAGCUGAGGGAUGCAGAUCAUAUGAUUCUUUAUAAUUUGAUAAAGUCUCUGGGAAAGAUUUCAGGAUCGGAGAGACCUCACGUAGACAAGAAAGCCAAGGAGGACUGAGGGAGAGGGAGGUGGACACUCCGGGUGCUGUUUCACUCUCCACUAUUCGCACACAAAUCCUCUCUACCCCUCCCCCAUCCUCUUCUCGCCUAGUCACUGAUUCUGACUGACAAGGCACAGGGGUAAAAAAAAAAAAAAUCCCAUGGGGUCUCCAGCAGGAAGCCUCUUAUUGUCCUGCUCUAAGGACCAGCGAGGAUAAAAAGAAAAGGCUGUCUUCUCCCCUUUCUCGCUCCCGCCACGCCAGGCUUGCUGUGGCUGGUGGGAAGCAGUUUCAGGCCCCACGCAAUACCUUUUGUAAAGCCAAGGUGCGUGCGUGCGUGCGUGCGUGUGUGUGUGUGUGUGUGUGUGUGUGUGUGUUUUGUUUAUGUAGGGAGGAGGAUUGGGGGUAGGAUCCUAUGACGUUGCGGGCUCCGCCUCCUGGUGAAUAUAAGGGGCGCUUGGCGCGUAACGACCCCAAACCGCAGCUUUGAAGCCUGAGCUACGCAACUCGGCAACCCUAGCCCAACUCGCUUAAGUCUGCCUCACCGAGCCGGACUCCAGAUUCUGUUUCCCGGCCUGUCACAUCUCUCUGCGGAAGCUGGGGUCCCAGUCCUAGGCGAUCUGUUUCUAGCCCUGGGGUUGAGACCAGACUGGAACCUCGUGGAUAUUGAUGUAGAAAGGGGAGUCUCAUAGACCUGCUGGCUUCUCCGGAGUUGAGCUCCUUGAUUCCCAAGGAGCCACUCACAGAUUUUAGCAUCCUCUUCAAUUCCAACUAGAAUGCUGUGGCAGGCACUUCGCAGAUUUGGGCGUAAGCUGGUACGGAGACGUACGCUGGAGCCAGGACUGGCUGAGACCCGCCUUUCCAGAUGCCUCAGCACUGUGGAUUUAGUGGCCCUGGGUGUGGGCAGCACAUUGGGUGCGGGCGUGUAUGUCCUGGCUGGUGAGGUGGCCAAAGAUAAAGCAGGUCCUUCUAUUGUGAUCUGUUUUUUGGUGGCUGCUCUGUCUUCUGUGUUGGCUGGGCUGUGCUAUGCAGAGUUUGGUGCCCGGGUCCCCCGUUCUGGUUCUGCAUAUCUCUACAGCUAUGUCACUGUGGGUGAACUCUGGGCCUUCACCACUGGCUGGAACCUCAUCCUCUCCUAUGUCAUCGGUACAGCCAGUGUGGCCCGGGCCUGGAGCUGUGCUUUUGACAACCUGAUUGGGAAUCACAUCUCUCACGCUCUGAAGGGGACGAUCUCACUGAAUGUGCCCCAUAUCCUGGCAGAAUAUCCAGACUUCUUUGCUAUGGGCCUUGUGUUGCUGCUUACUGGAUUGCUGGCUCUGGGGGCUAGUGAGUCGGCCCUGGUUACCAAAGUGUUCACAGUGGUGAACCUUUUUGUUCUCGGCUUUGUCAUCAUCUCUGGCUUCAUUAAGGGAGACCUGCACAACUGGAUGCUCACAGAAGACGACUACGCAUUGACUAAAGCUGGACUCAAUGACACUGAUAGCUUGGGCCUUAUGGGAUCUGGAGGAUUUGUGCCUUUUGGCAUCGAGGGGAUUCUUCGUGGAGCAGCUACCUGUUUCUAUGCGUUUGUUGGUUUUGACUGCAUUGCUACCACUGGGGAAGAGGCCCAGAAUCCACAACGUUCCAUCCCCAUGGGCAUUGUAAUCUCAUUAUUUGUGUGCUUUUUGGCAUACUUUGGUGUCUCAUCAGCACUCACCCUCAUGAUGCCUUACUACCAGCUUCAACCGGAGAGCCCUUUGCCUGAAGCAUUUCUCCAUAUUGGAUGGGUUCCUGCCCACUACCUUGUGGCUGUUGGCUCCCUCUGUGCUCUUUCUACCAGCCUCUUGGGUUCUAUGUUCCCUAUGCCUCGGGUGAUCUACGCAAUGGCAGAGGAUGGCCUCCUGUUCCGUGUCCUUGCCCGCAUCCACACCGGCACACACACACCUGUUGUGGCCACUGUGGUCUCUGGCAUUAUUGCAGCAUUCAUGGCGUUCCUCUUUGAACUCACUGAUCUUGUGGACCUUAUGUCAAUUGGGACCCUGCUUGCUUACUCCCUGGUGUCUAUUUGUGUUCUCAUCCUCAGGUAUCAGCCUGACCAGGAAAUGACGACUGGGGAAGAGGAAGUAGAAUUACAGGAGGAAAAGAUAUCAGAAGCAGAGAAGCUGACCCUCCAGGGACUGUUUUGCCCACUCAAUUCCAUCCCUACUCCACUUUCUGGCCAAGUUGUUUAUGUUUGUUCCUCACUGCUUGCUGUACUGCUGACUCUCCUUUGCCUGGUGCUGGCCCAGUGGCAAAUUCCACUGCUUUCUGGAGACCCAAUAUGGGUGGCAAUGGUUGUGCUACUCCUGCUGCUCAUCACUGGAAUCACUGGGGUUAUCUGGAGACAGCCGCAGAGCUCUACUCGCCUUCACUUUAAGGUGCCUGCUGUGCCUCUCCUCCCAAUAGUGAGCAUCUUUGUGAAUGUUUAUCUUAUGAUGCAGAUGACACCUGGUACCUGGGCCCGAUUUGGGGUCUGGAUGCUGAUAGGAUUUGUUAUCUACUUCAGCUAUGGGAUCCAGCACAGCUUGGAAGAAUUUAAGAGUGUCAAACCCCUGUCUAAGUCUAGGACCAAAACUGUGGACCUUGAUCUCAGUAGAUCUGUAGACCUUGAUCUCAGCAGUCCUUGUAUCCACUCAUUUUGACACACCUGAGUGCUACCUGCUCCCCUGUACAAAAAUGGAGAGUACUCUUGAUCCCAUGGAAAGCUGGCCCUCCCAUGUGAUGUUGGUGGGGGAUACUAAUAAAGCUCUGCAUUUAUUGUAGAGCCAAGGAUGUGUCCUUGCUGUUUCUCAUCUCUUUUUUUUUUUUUAACUUGUCUACUUUUAAAUGGU